Messenger RNA from Pipistrellus kuhlii (Kuhl's pipistrelle), 1635 nucleotides. RefSeq names its product forkhead box S1 (gene FOXS1). The transcript has a single exon. Gene Ontology annotation, biological process: anatomical structure morphogenesis; regulation of transcription by RNA polymerase II; cell differentiation. The record is from RefSeq and is a predicted model, not a curated record. Gene Ontology annotation, molecular function: RNA polymerase II cis-regulatory region sequence-specific DNA binding; DNA-binding transcription factor activity, RNA polymerase II-specific. NCBI's taxonomy places the organism in Eukaryota, Metazoa, Chordata, Mammalia, Chiroptera, Vespertilionidae. The coding region runs from base 386 to 1381 and encodes 331 amino acids.
UUUACAUCUCUGCCUCUGUCUCUUUUUGUUUCUGUCUCUGUCUCCCUCUGUUUCACAUCCUAUCCCUCCCCAGCCACCACCAGGCAGCACAUGUGGGCUGAGGGUCUCACUCAGUCCCUUCCUUCCCAACUUCUUGCCCCUGGCAGCGGCUCAAAACUUCCCAGUCCAGGCCUCUCCUGCCCGCCCCUCUCCGGCCUUGGAGGAGGGGGUGAGGGAGGAAGGGAGGGAAGCCUGGCGGGCCCACCCCUUUUUGCCUUUCCAGGCUGGGAGGCCGGGCCAGUGGGCCUUUUAACCAGCCUGGGCAGGCUGUGCCGGACACCAGCCCUGGACGCGGUGCCUGGCUCCCGUGGUCCUGGCAGCCGCCGGCCCGGCCAGCCCAGCCAGCAUGCAGCAGCAGCCCCCACCGGGGCCCCUGGCCCCCGCGGCCGAGCCCACCAAGCCCCCCUACAGCUACAUAGCCCUGAUCGCCAUGGCCAUCCAGAGCUCCCCGGGGCAGCGGGCCACGCUCAGCGGCAUCUACCGCUACAUCAUGGGCCGCUUCGCCUUCUACCGCCACAACCGGCCCGGCUGGCAGAACAGCAUCCGCCACAACCUGUCCCUCAACGAGUGCUUCGUCAAGGUGCCCCGGGACGACCGCAAGCCGGGCAAGGGCAGCUACUGGACCCUGGACCCGGACUGCCACGACAUGUUCGAGCACGGCAGCUUCCUGCGCCGGCGCCGGCGCUUCACCCGGCGCGCGGGCGCGGAGGGCACCAAGGGCCCCGCCAGGGCGCGCCGGGGAGCCCUCCGAGCCGCCGGCCGGGAGGGCCCGGGAGCCCUCGAUGCCACGACCGGCAGGCAGUGCCCGUUCCUGCCGGAGCCGCCGGAGCCCAAAAGCCUAACCUUUGGGGGCCUGGUGGGGACCCUGCCAGCCAGCUUGUGCCCGGCAACCGCCGACGUCAGGCCCCGGCCGUCUGCGGAGCCCAAAGAGAUGCCCACGCCCAAGCCUGCAGGCCCAGGGGAGGGCCCCGUGGGCACCUCGUCUUCGUCGUGCCCGGCCUUUGGCUUUCCUGCCGGCUUCUCUGAGGCUGAGGGUUUUAGCAAGGCCCUGGCACCCAUCCUGACCCCCGAGGCCGGCCUUGGGAGCGGCUACCAGUGCCGGCUGCAGGCCCUGAAUUUCUGCAUGGGCGCCGACCCGGGCCUGGAGCACCUCGUGGCCUCGGCGGCGCCCUCCCCUGCGCCUCCCGCCCCUCCGGCCUCCCUGCGGGCCCCGCUGCCCCUCACAGCCGACCCCAAGGAGCCCUGGGCUGCGGGCGGCUUCCAGGUCCAGGGAGGCUCCGGCUCCCCGCUGGGGCUGACCCCCUGCCUCUACCGGACACCGGGAAUGUUCUUCUUUGAGUGAAGCCAGCCUGGCCGUGGGCAGCCCCUGCCACGUCGCCCUCCGGGCCGAGCCGGGCUGUAGGAGCGGGGAGCUCUCCAAGGACCCAGGCCUGGCGAGGCCGACAGCAGACAGCGGGCACAGGAAGCCGAGACUGGAGUGGUGAACACUCAGCCAGCACCAGGGCCUCCGGACAGACUUGGGGGGAGGAGAGGCAGAGCCCCCCUGAGGUUUAUCUGUGGCUCUCAGGGCCAAUAAAGCCGGUGUGCCGAUGAGGG